UGAUGUGUUGUUCCUUUUUCAGUUCAGGACUAGAAUGCCUCAGUUUGGAAACCUGUUAACCCAGUUACAUCUCAACCCCCAACCUUCAGAAAGUGUUCAUGGCCCAAGCCGGCAUCAGACACCAACACUACCUGAGUUUGUAAAACAUGUCAGGAAACUCACCGGGCUGAGGAAGGAAGAUGUUUACUGCAACUUGCGGUCCCCAGACCAGUUAAAAACCACCAGAGAUGACAUCAAUAUUGUUAUUCUCACAGGCCAGGGAAUCUUCUGCAUAGAUGUCAAACCCUGGAGAGGCGCAGUGUCCACUCAGAACCAAAACUGGCAACUGAAAGUAAAAGAAGAGGACCAAAACUUUACCAAUACCUGCAUUGAGCAGACUGAAGAUCCCCUCAAAGCCAUCAUGACCAAGACAGCUAACCUCUGUGCCCAUUUAAAGAGGAGUGGAGUGUCCGUGCGCCAGAGUCUCUUCUUCCCCAGAGUCAUCUUCCUCUCUCCAGACUGCGAGCUGGAUGAGGAGCUGACGAAGAGGAGGGAGCUGGUCUCCCACAGCCAGAUAGACAACUUUCUCCGAUCUUUCAGGGAGGGUUACGUGGCCUGGAUUUCAGACGCACUGACUCCCUCGUGGCUAUCUGGUCAUCUGUCGUACAGGCAGAUGGAGUCAGUGCGAGAGGUCCUGAGGGGGGUGGGAACGUGGGAUCUGGUGCGGCUGCACUGUGGCGAGCAGCUGAAAGGAGACUUUCAGGGCUGCCAGUACAUCGCUCUGGACCGACAGGAGACAGACAUGCUCGAGUUUUCCAGAGUCAAGACACUGUCCGCUGAUUCGCUGUGGGCCCUGCUGGGACACGCUCCUCAGGUAACAGUUAAAAUGUACAAGCGAGGCUCUCAGGGCUGGCUCGGUAAAUCCCUCAACGCCACUACCACCAUCCCGUCCAACACCACUGUGAUCUUCAGGGUCUGUGGGGAGGAAACGGAUGCCAAAAUCCCAGCAAGCACUAUUCACAGCAUCACACUGAGCAUAUGACAGUUUGUAAAAGUCGAAACAGAGAGGAAAGCCAUCACAACACGUGUAACAUUUUCAUGAUGCAAUUGGAAACCAUGUGUUUGAAAAUGAAACAAUCUCCAUUAUUUGAAUGAUCUAUUGUAUCAACAGGUACUGGAGCUUUAAGAAAAACAACAUCUUCAGUUAUAUAUAUUUUUUUUAACUUAAAGCUGCAAUGAGUGAUAGAGAAAGCAGCUAUCAUCAAUUCAAAUUCACAACUUUACAAUUACAGAUGUUUCUUUUCCUUAUGUCAUCUCAUUAAGAAGAAAUAGUUACGUUUAAGUCAAAGUCAUCUUUAUUGUCAAUUUUUUCCACAUGUGCUGGACAUACAGAAAAAUCGAAAAAACGUUUCUCUCCGAACGAAAAAGAAAAUACCAAAUAUAAGGAUAAAAAAAAAAAGCAGAUACAUCUUGAUGUCUUACAGACAGAGAACAACGGAGGUGAGACUUUUUAAAUUGCACAUAUCCAAAGUUGCAAAUGUAUUUAUGUAAUUUAGAUAGUGUGCAGGAGUUUGGCUGCAAUUUUUUGGUAAUUGAAAAUAACAAAUUACCCAAUAUUGGGUAGAAUUUAAAAUUUUGUUACCAUGGUAUUACUAUAAUUGUAAUUUUACUUGUAAUGAAUUCAAGUAUAAAAUGUUAUCAUGACAAUUCUAAUGCAGAUACAAACAAAACAAAGCUAACCCAUUUCAAACCAAGUGCCUUUUACUAUGCACUGUUUGUAUUUGUUUUAAUGUACUAACAAUUUAACUGGUUAAUAUCUAACAUUUUCUAAAUCCCCUGAUUCUGUGAUCCUCAGUGGCAAUAUUAUGUUAACGAUGAUGCUUCCACACAAUUAGCCUGAUUAACUUUCUCUUGUUUUGAAUUUCUAGAGCUGGCCCACACUUUCCACCAGCCAUUAAUGAAUCAUUAUGUAAGCUGAUUGUGCCACAUCAGUUCAGGCUUCAAGUGUUUAAAUGUGCUAAUUGUGGCGGUUAAAAACUGGCGUCCUCUAAUACAACAAGUUAGCGUGUGUACGGGUUAAACGGGCAGUGAUUUACAGUCUGUUUAGACGGUGUAACUGUAAGGUGCUUUAUUAAUAUGCUCCACUGCACAGAGGAGAUGAUAACAUAUUCAAGAGUGCAGGGGCGCAGCCAGCAGCACCAUUCAUAACUGAGUCACUUUCCAUCAGUUACCAGGCUCACACUGCUGCGCUAACAGCUAGCAAUUGUGUUUGCUGUGCCUGGUAGUGAGCCAAAUGAAGUUAUUUCCAUUAAGAUAUCAGUGCCUUUAGCUAAUGCAAUAGAAGGAGCUCUCUGUGUCGAUGGUAUCUUUUCACAUGGCAUCCCUCUACCUGAAACAUCAUUACACUGUACUCUAGCUCCUCACUUUUUCAAAUGUCUGUUUUACUGUUUCACCUGAGGGGGGGGGGGGGGGGGGGUUCUUCAAACAGGGCUGUGUUGGUUACAAUUGUUGGUGCAGAUUUUUUAGACUUUUGGUUUACAGACAGCAUUGCUUGAAUUUACAAGUGUUUUGACAAAUGUAUUGUCUUUGCAUAUUUAAAAUAAAUUCUAAAGGGUCGUCAGGAACUACUUUCUCCACAACACUUGAUGAUGUCACACAAUCUUGUCGUUAGAAGUUUUUACUUGGGAAGUUUCUCUUUGUACUCUGGAUGGUUGCGCACAGGUUAUACUGUAGUUUUAUGAAGUGUUAAUGAGUAUUUUGUAUUUCUGUUUUUUUUUUUGUGUUUGUUUUUAAACCUUAAGCACUUUCAGCAUCAAGCCAUCUUAAAAAGCAUCAUGUUAACCAAAAACUUCCGAUGAUUGAUUUCAGCAUGAUUGUUAAUUGAUUGGUGUGUGUUUUUAUUUCAUGUUUUUUAUGUUUACAUGCAUUUGUACCAGUUUGUCUCAAAAUAAACAGAUUUGAUAAUGUAAA
This is a messenger RNA of Labrus mixtus (cuckoo wrasse), 2949 nucleotides long. RefSeq lists its product as uncharacterized. NCBI's taxonomy places the organism in Eukaryota, Metazoa, Chordata, Actinopteri, Labriformes, Labridae. The record is from RefSeq and is a predicted model, not a curated record. The coding region runs from base 35 to 1021 and encodes 328 amino acids. The transcript is spliced from 6 exons.